This is a messenger RNA of Culex quinquefasciatus (southern house mosquito), 1725 nucleotides long. RefSeq lists its product as uncharacterized. The record is from RefSeq and is a predicted model, not a curated record. The transcript has a single exon. Bases 1 to 1725 code for a protein of 574 amino acids. NCBI's taxonomy places the organism in Eukaryota, Metazoa, Arthropoda, Insecta, Diptera, Culicidae.
AUGGCCAAAUUCUGGGAAUGCGAGGACGGAGGAUUUACUUCCGAUUAUUCCGUGGAGGAGAGCACGUGCGAGGACCACUACGUGCGCACCGUCAAGCGAGGUGGAGAUGGUCGGUACACCGUUGGAAUGCCAAAGUCUGCUGAUUUGCACAUCAAGCUAGGAGAAUCGAAAAGCGCUGCUGAUCGUCGUCUUCUUUUCCUGGAGAGGUUGGCUCGUGACGAUGACCUGAAGAAGGAGUACCAUGCGUUCAUGAAGGAUUACUUGGACAGGAACCACAUGUGUAAGAUCAUCGAAGACCCGACAAGCACCGCGACCACCUACUACCUCCCACACCACCCCGUCAUCCGAAGUUCCAGCACAACAACGCGCGUCCGUGUCGUAUUUGAUGCGUCAAGCAAAACCUCCACUGGGACAUCCCUAAACGACGUUCUGCUGAACGGCCCAGUCAUCCAGGACGACCUGCGCACCAUCAUCUCCCGAAGCCGCCUGUUUCCUAUCCUUCUCGUCGCAGACGUGGAGAAAAUGUUUCGGCAGAUUCGGAUGGACGCCGAGGACCUACCGCUGCAGAGAAUUCGCUGGCGCUUCUCGGAGGUCGAUCCCAUCGACACGUACGAGCUGCUAACCGUGACGUACGGCACCAAACCGGCGCCGUUCCUGGCCACCCGAACCCUGAAGCAGCUGUCCGUCGAUGAUGCAACCAAGUACCCACUGGCCGCCGUGAGGAUCGCGCGAGAUGUUUACAUGGACGAUGUAAUCACUGGUGCAUACCACCCUGCCGAAGCGAAACAAAUUCGUGAGCAACUGGACACGAUGACGCUGGGAGCAGGUUUUCCGCUUCGCAAGUGGGUCUCCAACUGUGAGGAAGCGCUCGAGGGUGUGAGUGAGGACAACUUGGCGCUACCGAGAGAGAAGGGGAUCGAUUUCGACGAAGAGAGGACCGUGAAGACUCUUGGGUUGGUCUGGGAGCCGAAAACUGACACGUUCCGGUUCAAGAUUGAGUCGACGCUGAUCCCACCGAACGAGCUGACCAAGGCCAAAAUACUCUCUAUCAUUGCCAAAAUUUUCGAUCCUUUGGGGCUUGUUGGACCGGUGGUGGCUAAGGCAAAGAUCUUUAUGCAGGGAAUCUGGGAGUUGAAGAACGCGAAGGGCAAACCCUGGGACUGGAACGAUCCUCUGCCAAAGUCGAUGCUGGACGAGUGGAUGCAUUUCUACGAGCAGCUGCACUACCUGAACAACCUGCGGAUUCCAAGAUUCGCUAUGAUUCCCAAUCCAGUCCACAUUCAACUCCACUUUUGUAGCGAUGCUUCCGAGAAGGCACUGGGGGCGAAUCUGUACAUCCGUUCUGAGGACAAAGAGGGGAGAGUCAAGGUGUCAUUCUUCACGUCCAAAUCCCGGGUCGCUCCUCUCAAGCGACAACCCAUUUCCCGGCUCGAGCUGAACGGAUUUUGGCUAGCCGCAGACAUGUACCGGAAGUUCAAGGAGUGCACAACUUUCCGUUUCGAAACCUUCUUCUGGACGGAUUCCAGAACGGUCCUGCAGUGGCUUGCGAAAUCCCCAAGAACGUGGAAUGCCUACGUGGCAAACCGUGUCUCCUUUAUCCAGCAUAUUACCCAAGGUUGCCACUUGUUCCAUGUACCCGGAGUCAUGAACCCAGCUGACCAGCUGUCCAGAGGACUGGACCCCAAGGAGUUCAUUGACGGAGAUUGGGACCCGUUGUGGAUGUAG